AUGACACCCACCUGCACCAACAGCACCCGAGAGGACAACAGCAGCCAAGCGUGCAUGCCCCUCUCCAAGAUGCCAAUUAGUCUAGCUCACGGCAUCAUCCGAGCCACUGUGCUGUUUGCCUUCCUAGCUGUAUCCUUUGUGGGCAAUGUAGUGCUUGGGUAUGUACUGAACCAUAAGCCACAGUUAAUGCAGGUGAGCAACCGGUUCGUCUUCAACCUCCUGAUCACUGACCUGCUGCAGAUUACUAUCGUGGCUCCCUGGGUGAUAGCCACCUCCAUUCCUGCCUUCUGGCCACUCAACAGCGAGUUCUGCACAGCCCUGGUUAGCCUCACUCACUUAUUUGCCUUCGCUAGUGUCAAUACCAUUAUGGUGGUGUCAGUAGAUCGCUACCUGUGCAUCCUCCACCCUCUUUCCUACCCAUCAAUGAUGACCAACCGACGUGCUCAUAAGCUCCUCCAAGGCACCUGGUUUCUGGCUAUACUGCAAAGCACACCUCCUCUCUACAACUGGGGCCAGGCUACUUUUGAUGAGCGCAAUGCUCUCUGUUCCAUGAUCUGGGGAGGCAGCCCCGUCUAUACCAUAAUCAGUGUGGCGUCCUUCAUCAUUGUUCCACUGGCUGUUAUGAUUGGCUGCUACUCUGCAGUGUUUGGUGUAGCCCGUCGGCAGCAUGCUCUCCUGUACAACAACACCAAGAGCCGCAGCUUGGGGGUGAGAGCCAAGGACUCUGUGAAGACUGAGAAUAGACGGGGAAUAAAGAAGAGGGAUGAGUUCCAGGAUGAGAAUGAGUUCCAGAGCGAAGAUGGAGGUCAGGCCAAGACUAAGGUGGAAGAGGGUCCCAUGGAAGCCAGUGGCAUUGUCAAGAAGACCAAAGAAAGAAGCCUAUAUUUACGUGCAGGUAUUUCUGAGUCCAAGGGCAGUGAAGAGGUCAGUAAUGGCAGCACGGAGGGGCUGGGAACCAGCAGCGAAUUUCUAAUAGGCAGCAGGGGCCACACAGAGAGCAAUCAGUGCAAUAUUGACUUGGGCGAAGAUGACAUAGAAGCUGGCAUGGAUGAAACCCAUUUCAGUGAAGAUGAUGCCAAGGCAGUGAACAUCCAGGAGAGCCUUCAAGCCAGUCGUCGAAACAGCAACUCCAACCCACCUUUGCCCCCGUGCUAUCAGUGCAAAGCUGCCAGAGUGAUCUUCCUCAUCAUUUCCUCCUAUAUGAUAUCGCUGGGGCCCUAUUGCUUCAUUGCUGUGCUGGCUGUGUGGGUGGAUGUCCAAACCAAGGUACCCCAGUGGGCGAUCACCAUAAUCAUCUGGCUUUUUUUCCUGCAGUGUUGCAUCCACCCUUAUGUCUAUGGCUACAUGAACCAGAGCAUCAAGAAGGAAAUCAACGAGGUAGUGAGGAAGCUACUCCGUAAGAAUAGGCCCUUUACAGAAGUCAGCCGCCGUGACCUGCAUGAGACCGAAGCUGGCAUAGAGGGAGGGAUUGAAGACAAGAUUGUCCCCUCCUAUGAUUCUGCUUAA
Molecule: messenger RNA, 1506 nt
Organism: Alexandromys fortis (reed vole)
Lineage: Eukaryota; Metazoa; Chordata; Mammalia; Rodentia; Cricetidae
Gene: Gpr101
Product: G protein-coupled receptor 101
Exons: 1
Coding region: 1-1506 (501 amino acids)
Biological process (GO): G protein-coupled receptor signaling pathway
Cellular component (GO): plasma membrane; recycling endosome
Molecular function (GO): G protein-coupled receptor activity
Source: RefSeq, a predicted model, not a curated record